CCCAUGAUGAAGCAUCUUCCAUUGAUAAACAAAAGAAUUUUGCUGCUGAGUUUCUCGGGAAAGAUUCAAUCUUUUCCUAACCGUCUUUUGUUUCUCACAGUUACAGCUUUACCCGUUUCAGCUUCCAGUUAACUAUUUCGCUUCGUUUACUUUAGCAUCAGUAAGACGCUGCAAUCGAUCAAAGGUGAUAUAACCUUUAGUUGGAAAUAACGUAACUGGUACAUUGAAAGAAUUUAAUGGCAGGCAAUGGCCUGCCAUCUCUGGGUCGUGUAAAGCUUACUGAUCUCGUACCUUCUGAAGGCGUUCCUUCAGAUUCUUACAAGCUAUCAGUCUCUACUUUAUCACAAUCAUUUGCUCAAUAUUCGGCUGCCAUCAUUCAGUUUCCAGCUAGUGAUGGAGCUCUACUGAGAUCCGGUUUAGAUUCUGCUCACCUUUACUUCCAACAAAAGGCUGCAUACCCACCGGAGGAGCUGAUUCACACAAAUGAUUCUCGUGAGUGGUGCAAAACGUCAGGUUACUAUGCUGACCCCCAACUAUGGCAGGAAACGUAUGAUUACCGGCCUGGUCUAACUCCUACAGACCCCAUCAAUGGAAUGGAGUUUCCUCCGGGCGGUUUGCCUGAUAUAUUUAGUUUGCUCGGUAAGGCAGCUCGAGAUGUACUGGAUGCGAUUAGCUAUUACUUGAACUUGCGUAGCUCUCCCUUUACUGAAAUACUCGAUAAUGUACCCUUAAGAAGCCGGGAAAUUUCUUCUUCAGUAUUAUCCGUUUGUUGUCAUGCAAGGCCUUCGUUUCCAGGGGCACAACACAACAAUUUAACAACACCGGACGAUGGUCAACUGAUCAUGGUUCCCGACCAUGAGCACCAGGUUGAUAAAAGUUUAAUAUCUGUUGUUAAGUCCGAUAAAGCAGGUUUUCAUGUACGGGAUUUUCAAGGUCGGUGGAUUCUUUUAGAUGGGGACCUUGGUCCUCAAGAAGCUGUUGUUUAUCCUGGACUCGCACUUUACCAAGCGACUGCAGGUUAUGUAAAUCCUGCCCUGCAUCGUACCGAGACUAAUAAUAUGUCGGGUAAUAUGUAUGGAAAAUGCUCUUUGGUUUUCAAACUCAUGCCCAAAUCUAUGACUAGUCUUAGUUGCUCAGAGAUGAGAGCAGCUGGUCACGGAGUUGAAGCUCAAUUCCAGCUUCCUAUACCAGUGGAUGAUUUCAUGCAGAGAUCUCACCCAACAGAUCAGCUCUUUAAUAGAAACACUUUCCCGAGUUUCAGUUACCCCCUGGCCCAUGAAGAUCAAUUAAAUGCUGGUACAGGAUCUAUGAAGCCAUUGAUGAGAAGACGGAAGAACAAUACGAGAUGCAAGCCUCUACCUCCUUCCAAGAGAUUACGGCUUGAGGCACAAAGAGUGCUUAAGGAAAGGGUUCAGGAGAUUGCGGAUAAGAAGGGCAUCAAAUUACGGUUUUGUAAUCUAAAAGAGUGUGAGAAUCACAUUCAUGCACUUGAUAGUCCAUGUGCCAAUAUAAGAAUGGAAAUUGGGUGGCCUCACGGAGUGCCGUUCGUUCAUCCCCACGAUCUACCUAAUAAGGCCAAGAUCGGUUUUCUUGAAGCAUAUGAACCUGGUUGGACAGCUACUCACGAUAUGGAUUUAAGCCUAACGGAACCUGCACAGUCCAGUCAACAGUACUGUAACUGAAUCAUCGUUGUGGUUUCGUAUGUCCAUUAUCCUGAAUUAGCCUGUUCCUGGUCAGUUUUCUCAAUCUCAACUUGGUGGUUUCUUUUCCUGCUAAAUCCAGGACAAGAGCUGUUCCAACCAGCAUAAGCUGUUUUGUCGAACCCAGUCCAUUAGAAACCGGACCGGAUUUCAUCGUUGAAGUAUGAAACAGAACAAAAGUCACCAUACAUGUCUGUAAAAGAAGUCUGUAAAUAGUAAAAAGUAUUUUAGGAAAUUCACUCUUUGGGCCUAAAGAUUCUUUCAUGGUCUUCCUUUUCCCCUCUGUUUAUAUCCAUAUAUAGUUUUCUCCAUGUUUGAGUUUUCAUUUUGCAGAGAUGAAAUGGAAGGAUAGUAGGGAUCUUUUGAUUUUGAUGACUUUGGGUGAAUUUUCUGAUAAAUUCAACAGAUUUGGAGAGGGUAAAA
Gossypium arboreum is the source of this 2123-nucleotide messenger RNA. RefSeq lists its product as uncharacterized. Lineage: Eukaryota; Viridiplantae; Streptophyta; Magnoliopsida; Malvales; Malvaceae. The transcript is spliced from 4 exons. Bases 237 to 1682 code for a protein of 481 amino acids. The record is from RefSeq and is a predicted model, not a curated record.